GCAGAAGGCUUGUUGCUCUCCCACCUCCCACAGCUUCGACUCAAUCAACUUCUAGCAAAUCCAAUCUAGAACAAGGAUGGAAGCAAAAAAAUUCCCUCUUAGAAAGAAUAUGGAAAAAAUGGAAAUCUUCGUAUCUUCUAGAACUAAGAACAGCCCACCAGUUAAAGAGACAGAAAGAAAAUGUUCUACCAACCAAAGACUCAACCGUCCUAGUGUACGACGAGAAACUUCCUCGACUCAUGUGGAAAAUGGGGAUUGUCACCUGUGUCCAUCCUGGACGUGAUGGAAAGACUCGAUCGUGCACAAUUAGACUUUCUAACGGAACUAAUUUAAAAAGACCAGUUCAACUACUAUAUCCUUGUGAACUUGGCUAA
Messenger RNA from Parasteatoda tepidariorum (common house spider), 374 nucleotides. RefSeq lists its product as uncharacterized. NCBI's taxonomy places the organism in Eukaryota, Metazoa, Arthropoda, Arachnida, Araneae, Theridiidae. The record is from RefSeq and is a predicted model, not a curated record.